AUGAAGCUGCUCAACACCCUCCCCCAGACUGACGAAGAGCAUUAUGCCUUGGAGGUGCUUGAGAUUGACACAAGCGUCGAGCAUGGCAUCACGGACGAUCACCUCGCAGACGUUAUUCCAUACUGUCCAAGCAUUCAGGAAGCAUAUCUCACCGGGGUCUAUGACCUCAGCGACCGCACUCUCAUCUUGCUUGGGCGCGAGACGGAUGAUCUGCGGACGCUGGACAUCUCGGGCUGCCUGCAUAUUAGUCCUAUCGGCAUACACGACCUCGCUGGCCUUGCAACGCGGCUGCAAGUACUCCGAAUGAGUAGUGUUUGGAGUAUCACGGACCCUGCGCUGAAGACCAUCCUGCGCUCGCUCGGCCAUCUCACCGAACUCGACAUCUCAGACCUCCCGCUCGUGACAGCGCAUUCGGUCCGCGAGGUGUGGACGUUCUGCAGGAAGCUGCGCAUGUUCAACAUGUCGAACUGCACGAACGUGACAGACAGGGCAUUCCCAUCACCAUACUCGGGCACCUCUCACACGCAGUACACAGGCGGCAGACGAAGUCUCGUCGUGCCAGAUCUGCACCCAGCGAAGACCCCUUCUCCGGAGAAACCGACGCUAUGGAUAGACAGCCUGCCACCUCUGGUGCUGCCGACCCACCACCUGCUCGAAUAUCUGCAUCACAUCGACCUCAGUCACUGUCAGAGGCUGACGGACGACGCAAUUGCGGGCUUGGUCCAACAUGUACCACGCGUCACCGGGCUGGACCUCGCAGGUUGCAUGGGCCUGUCAAAUAAGGUGGUCAAUAGUCUGUGUACGCAGGGAGAAACACUUAUGGACCUCGACCUGUCGGAGGUGCAUCGACUCACCGACGAUAGUUUUUUCAGGCUCGUGCGAGCCUGCCCCCGAUUGAGGGAAUUGAACAUCUCCUGUACGUGUUUGUCGCUCGCAGCACUCGUGCCCGCAUCUCACAAGGGCUCCACAGACUGCACGCAACUGACGGACAUGUCGAUUAUGGAGGCUGCCUCGCUCGAGAAGUUGCGCCACUUGUCCAUGGCGGGUCUGCCAAAGGUCACCGAUAUCGGCAUCGAGUUUCUUGCAGAACACGCUUCUGUUCUUGUCGAAGUUGAAAUAUCCGGAUGCAAUCGUCUUUCGUUGGAGGCCGUGCACCUCCUGCUCCGACAGCUGAAGCACCUCAAGCGCCUCGGUGCCUGUAUACCCGCCAUGGCCCGCCCGGGCACUAAACGGUUCUCGGAGCGUACGCCCUCUGGAUGGGAGCGCAACACACAGGGUCCGUAUCGGACGUUCAACGGCGGGAGUAUCGCUGCGCUGCGGGCAUUCCUAGAUAAGGAAGAGGCGAGGAAGAAGGAGGCGGAGCGGAGGUGUAUUCCGUUCACGCCGAGGGCAGACGAUAGCAUGGACCUGUAUUGA
This is a messenger RNA of Phanerochaete carnosa HHB-10118-sp, 1416 nucleotides long. RefSeq lists its product as uncharacterized. The coding region runs from base 1 to 1416 and encodes 471 amino acids. The record is from RefSeq and is a predicted model, not a curated record. Gene Ontology annotation, cellular component: SCF ubiquitin ligase complex. Gene Ontology annotation, biological process: SCF-dependent proteasomal ubiquitin-dependent protein catabolic process. The transcript is spliced from 2 exons. NCBI's taxonomy places the organism in Eukaryota, Fungi, Basidiomycota, Agaricomycetes, Polyporales, Phanerochaetaceae.